Molecule: messenger RNA, 3381 nt
Organism: Leptonychotes weddellii (Weddell seal)
Lineage: Eukaryota; Metazoa; Chordata; Mammalia; Carnivora; Phocidae
Source: RefSeq, a predicted model, not a curated record
UGUGAUGUUAUGAUAUAAUUUACAGGGUAAGGUGGAAAUGUAUCUCUUGUGGAAACUCUAAACAUAAGAUUCUGUCACUUAGGGGGCUUCAGGCAGAGGAUUCUUUUUUCUAUAAUCAAGUAUUUAGCAAAGACAACAUGAAGCUCCUUGGACUGUUCUCAGUCGUACAAUCCAACCCUCCCUUACCUUUUUUCUUUUCCUUCUAGAGUAGUUUAGUUGCUUACCUACGGUGAUUCAAAAGUGAGGCAGUUUGGUUUAUCAUUGAUAUUCUGGUUUCCUCUUUAAUGGGGCUGGUCAUGUGGGCAAAGGGGCAGCACUGAGCUAUUUAAGCAUGCCUUUUGAGCUUUGCCCCUCCCUCAAGGAGUUUGAGAAGCGGAGAUGCGGGGCCUCAGAGGUGAUUUCUCUCGGGGCUACCAGCUGUAGGAUUCAGAACAGCUGGAUUCCUCUUCAGAGGCUGGACGCCCAGAUGCACAAGUGUGAGAGCCAGGGCGCUGUGCGGCCGGGGCACCGCAGCUUGAUUCUCUGAUCCAGCUUUCCCCUUCCUUUCCCUGCCCCACCCCCAAAGCGUCAGGGAUAUAAUAGUGUGAGGUUGGUGACAUGUUGAGGGCUGUCGGCAUAUUCCUUACUUAGGAGUCUUACUCUGAAUGCAUCUGUAAGAAAAUUAUGGGGAGGGUAGAAUCGUGAUUCUUUAUGUCAGCAAAAAGUGGUUAUCAGUUAAAAAAAUAAACACUAGAUUGAAAGUAGCAAUAACUGGAUUCCGCCGUCUCCCUCUGACCUUGAAAAAGAUCUAUAACUCGUCUGCAUGUCUCUUCAGUGGACCUGGGGUAAUAUGUGUUUCCUAGAGCUUCUGUGUGGUUGAGAUAACCUGCGGGAAGUGUUCUGAACUCCUUAAGGAAUGAUGUCAAGGAGACAAAGGCAAUGACUGUUAUUACUGCAAAGACAGCGAGGAGGCAAAGACAGAUCUGCAUUUUCUUCCUUAAUCUUCUCAUCUUUCCAGAUGCUUGUGGGUCCUUUUGAGUCCCCCUCUCUGUUCCUCAGGUUGGAGUGGCGGGGGGUUCCAUGCUUGGGUGCAGGAAGAAUGCCUUCUACCCCCUGACACUGUCUUCAGCAGGAAGACCUGUGUAGGCACCACCCUCUGGGUCAGGGGUGAGUGGGACCCCCAGCGCCCUGGGAGAGCACGGGAUCCGCAGAUAGAAGGCAUCUCUCCUCUGCAGGCCCAGGCUAGGCAGCCAUGGACGGUGUGCUCCUGCACCGCUUGCCUACUCCUCCUUCACACAGCCCAUUGCCUGGUGUCCAGGCUCCUCUGGUCGCCCUCCAUGACACAGGGAAGUGAAUCCAAAGAGGCCAGUGCUUCCUACCCGCCUGGAGUCGGGCCGACUGGGGACAGCUUUCGGAGCGGUCCGGCAGUGUGAGCCCAGUUGUUCCUGUGGCCAUCAGCCAUGUCCUUCAGCGCCACCAUCCUCUUCUCCCCUCCCGGUGGCGGCGAGACCAGAUGCUGCUGCUGCACCUGCAAAAGCGAGACCAGUGCGAGCAGCACGGGCUCCCAGGGCGGGAACCCUCCUGCCAGCACCCCCAUCACGGUGACCGGACACGGCCUGGCCGUUCAGAGUUCAGAGCAGCUCCUGCACAUUAUCUACCAGCGGGUGGAGAAGGCCGUGGGCCUGGCCGAGGCCGCUCUGGGGCUCGCCCGGGCCAACAACGAAUUGCUCAAACGUCUCCAGGAGGAGGUGGGUGAGCUGAGGCAAGGGAAAGCCUCGGCCCCGGAUGAAGACGGGGACGGCCGGGCGCACGGCUCCCCGCCCGAGGAGCCGGGGCCUCUCAAGGAGAGCCCUGCGGAGGCCUGCAAGGCGGCGGCCGUGGCGGAAGAGGAGUGUGACAGCGUGGGCAGCGGCAUGCAGGUGGUGAUUGAGGAGCUGUGGCAGGUGGGAGCCGCCUCGGCCGUGGGGCCCGGGCCCUUGGGCUUCCCGGCGGCGCAGAGAGACGCGCGGCUCCCGGGGUGCGCCCUGGCGGCCGGCGAGGCGGCCCCGCUGCUCAAUCCCCUGGUGGAUGAUUAUGUGGCCUCUGAGGGUGCAGUACAGCGGGUGCUGGUCCCUGCUUAUGCCAAGCAGCUCUCACCAGCUACACAACUGGCUAUCCAGCGGGCAACCUCAGAGACAGGGCCAGAAAAUGGAAGCAAGCUGCCACCACCCCGCCCCGAGGACAUGCUCAGUGCUGCUGCUGUGCUGGAUGGUGCCUUGGAAGAGUCAGGCCCCGGGGGAACAGGGGAGCUGAGACACUCUCUAGGGUUUACCGCUUCCCCAUGCAGGACCAGAGGGAGUGGGCAGAAGAACUCCAGGCGCAAGCGGGAUCUGGUACUCUCCAAAUUGGUCCACAAUGUGCAUAACCACAUCACCAAUGACAAGAGAUUCAAUGGGUCUGAAAGCAUCAAGUCCUCUUGGAAUAUUUCAGUAGUGAAGUUCCUUCUGGAAAAGCUCAAGCAGGAGCUGGUGACCAGUCCCCACAAUUACACUGAUAAGGAGCUGAAAGGAGCCUGUGUAGCCUACUUUCUCACUAAGAGGCGUGAGUACCGCAACUCCCUGAACCCCUUUAAAGGCCUGAAGGAAAAAGAGGAGAAGAAGCUUCGAAGUCGCAGAUACCGGCUUUUUGCCAACCGAUCCAGCAUCAUGAGGCAUUUUGGACCUGAGGACCAACGCCUGUGGAAGGAUGUGACAGAAGAGCUGAUGUCAGAUGAAGAGGACAGUCUUAAUGAGCCAGGUGUCUGGGUGGCCCGGCCUCCCCGGUUCCGGGCCCAGCGCCUCACAGAGCUCUGCUACCACCUGGAUGCCAACUCUAAGCAUGGCACUAAAGCCAACCGUGUGUAUGGGCCUCCCUCAGACCGAUUACCUUCUGCUGAGGCCCAGCUCCUUCCACCAGAACUUUAUAAUCCUAAUUUUCAAGAAGAGGAAGACGAGGGAGGUGAUGAGAAUGGACCUGUCUCCCCAUCCUUUGACCAACCCCACAAAACCUGCUGUCCUGACUUGAACUCAUUCAUUGAAAUCAAGGUGGAAAAGGAUGAAUGAAAUCUAUAACCAAGAAUAACUCUGGCACCUGCCACUCCCCAUGUCCCAGGGAUGGGUGGCCAUGGGGCUUCCCAGAUUAACAAGGUGUCCUCUGCAGUCUGAGAAAGCAAAUCUGUCUCUCUUCUUACCACAGUCCCCAAUGGAAGUGGAAGCUGGCAGCUGUGGUGGGGUAAAAAGACUUACCUAGAAGGGGGACCUCCCCGGCUCCCUGUGAAUGGCAAGCCAGAAAAUGCGUAUUUCUAAGCAUAAAUAGUGCCUCGGGGCGCCUGGGCUGAGGAAAGGAGGAGGAUGGGUCUAAGAAACAUGAGGCCUUUGUGACAUA